Molecule: messenger RNA, 405 nt
Organism: Sparassis crispa
Lineage: Eukaryota; Fungi; Basidiomycota; Agaricomycetes; Polyporales; Sparassidaceae
Exons: 3
Coding region: 1-405 (134 amino acids)
Molecular function (GO): kinase activity
Source: RefSeq, a predicted model, not a curated record
AUGUCGAGCGCGGCCCCGCGCCUGGCUCGGCUCUUCACGCCAACAUAUGCUAGGAUGAUCAAUGCACAAAUUGUGCACCCGGCCGUAUCACAACUCGUGAAGCGCAACGAACUGCAGUCAGCCCUGGCCAGGCCGCUGCACGUAGCAAUGUACGAGCCGCACAAGCCUGCGUCUUACUUGGCUGCCAGUCUUUCCUAUGGCAUGAUCAAAGGACAUCCUUUUCUAGAUGGCAAUAAGCGGACUGCUUUCUUUCUUGCCAACGAGUAUUUGCGCGCGCAGGGCAAGCCAGGCUUAGCGGACAGCGGUGAAGUUCACAAGGACCUUACCGCCGUGGCAGACCGUUACAUCAGAGUAGCUAGUGGAGAAAUAGACGUGGACGGGUUGGAGGAAGGUCCACGGAGAUGA